CUGUCAGAGGUCAUGGGUCUUACAGCAAGUCAAUGAUCCAAAGCAGACUUCAAAAAGCACCAGAAAUGCCUUCAGAUAAUGUGCCUGACAGUUCUAAAGUGGCCGGCAAUGAGUCCAGAUCUAAAUCCCAUAAAGCACCUGUGAGACCUGGAGCAGUUUGCAAAAAAAGAGUGGUCCAGAAUUCCAGCAGAGAGGUGUAAGAAACUCACCAAUGGUUACAGGAAGAGACUGAUUUCACCUAUUUUAUCUAGAAGAUGUGCUACCAAAUAUAAAGCUGAAGGUGUCAAUAAAUCUGUCCAGCCCAUUUUUGGAGUUCUAUGUGGAAUGUAUCAGAUUUGGCUUUUUUGUGUUGUUCCAAUACAAACAUGAGCAAACAAUUUUGUGAUUGUAACAAUUUUCUGGGAGAAGUGGUGCAUUAUGACAAAAAUGCAGGAGUGCAGGUAUUUUGGCCAUGACUGUACAUCAGCAGAUGUGCAUGCAUCAACUGGUAUCUUUAGGAAAUCAGAAGUCUAAAGAACAUAGGAUGGGUUCCAAGAGAUUGAGUCAGAAGAAUGUGGUCUAGCUAUCUUCCUGAAUAAUCAGAGCAUGCUGAGAAGUUAAACUGUAAGGGUCAGACUGGUGUUAGUCCAGGAGAGGGGAGGAGAGGGGAAUAAGCAAAGAUGAGACUUGAGUUCAGAAGAGACUAUUUAAAUGGUGGAAACCUGCAAAGAAGCAUGUGUCAUCUCGGUCAUUCAGUGUUACAGGAACAUCGGCACAAGUCAUAAAACACAGGUAAGACUGUCACAUGAUAUUUUCUGUUAAAAAAAACAAUUUAAAAGUCAGUGAUCUUUGUUAUUUACAUAAAUAAUGUACUUCUCUUUUUCCAUUGUAGCAUGCGCAUCCUUCUGGUCCUUUUUUCUGUCUCUCUUGUCAUUUCUCCUGGGCACUCACAUCUUUCUGCAAAGGGAGACUCCAUUACAAAUGCCAUACACAACAUAAUAAACAUUGCUCGGAUAACCCUGGUCCACAUUCAGAAACUAUGGACAAAGAUGCCUGUGGCUCCACAGAUAUACAUCACUACUCCCUCCAUUGAGGGACUAACUAACAUCAGCCAUGACCUUGGACUUUUGGAUAAUGAAUUGCUGAGCCCUGUCACUGAGCUCCUCAGCCAGAUCCAGGCUGAUGUCUCCAGCUUGGAGGGAAGGGUACGCUCGCUUGCUCUGACAAUGGACUGUCCCAUUCAGCCCAGAUCCUCAAGAUCCUCAGCCAAGACCAGUGACGAUUUAUUCCCGGACAGUCACCUUUACCUGACUCUGACAAAGGUGCAGCACUAUUUGGAAACAUUAAUUCUCAACAAGGACAAACUCAGUGUUUGCUGAGAAAGGCACACAAAGCUGCUCAGUGUAGUCAACAAUGUAAUGUCUUUGCACAACCGCUUUUAAAAUACUCCCAGGCAAGUGAAUAACCUUUUCAAAUUAGUUCUCCAAACUAAAAGAAUAAUGUUUUUCCUCUGCUUGGAAAAAAGUCUGCCUACAAUAUAACACAUUUCUUUUGAGGUGAAAUUUUUAAUGCUCACAUCAAUUUUAUACAAAUUUAUUAUGACCUGAUUUUGAUUUGAUUUGAUUUGAUUUUGAUUUUAUUCUUUCUUUCAAGCAUGUAAAGACA
Monopterus albus (swamp eel) is the source of this 1644-nucleotide messenger RNA. It is a transcript of the gene lepb, whose product is annotated as leptin b. The coding region runs from base 873 to 1358 and encodes 161 amino acids. The record is from RefSeq and is a predicted model, not a curated record. Lineage: Eukaryota; Metazoa; Chordata; Actinopteri; Synbranchiformes; Synbranchidae. The transcript is spliced from 2 exons.